Molecule: messenger RNA, 1038 nt
Organism: Magnusiomyces paraingens
Lineage: Eukaryota; Fungi; Ascomycota; Dipodascomycetes; Dipodascales; Dipodascaceae
Exons: 4
Coding region: 1-1038 (345 amino acids)
Cellular component (GO): lipid droplet; dehydrodolichyl diphosphate synthase complex; membrane
Molecular function (GO): ditrans,polycis-polyprenyl diphosphate synthase [(2E,6E)-farnesyl diphosphate specific] activity
Source: RefSeq, a predicted model, not a curated record
AUGUCUUUGAGAAGCUGGAUCUCUUCCUUCCCCCUCAUGGGCCUCGUCACUGGCUUUUCCCAAGAUAUCUUGACUAGUAUCUUAAAAACUGGACCCAUCCCAGAACAUAUUGCUUUUAUCAUGGAUGGCAAUCGUCGCUUCGCCAAAAAAAAUGGCCUCGAGCUUGGAGAGGGCCACGUUGCAGGCUUUGAAAGUCUUGGUACUAUUCUUGAAGUUCUCUACAGUGCUGGUGUCAAUACUAUAACCGUCUAUGCCUUUUCAAUUGAAAACUUUAACCGCCCAAAACACGAAAUUGAUUCCCUCUUCAACAUUAUCCGCAGCAAACUUGUCCUGAUUAAGGAUAAAGACCAAGUGCCUUCCCGAUAUGGAAUCAAAGUUAAAUUUAUUGGCAAUCGCGACUUGAUCCCUGAAGAUAUCAUGGUUCUCAUUGAAGAGCUAGAGGAAGCAACAAAAGAUAUGACUAGAGGUAUCUUGAAUAUUGCCUUCCCAUACACCUCUCGCGAUGACAUUGCUGCCGCCAUCCGCAAUAUCGCCACCUCUGUUGAAAAGGGCCAGAUCGAGGCAAAAGAUAUCGACAUUGUCAAGUUUGAAAAAGCAAUGUACACGGGUCAAAGCCCUGACCUUGAUAUUAUGGUACGCACCUCGGGUGAAACCCGCUUCUCCGACUUUAUGAUUUGGCAAGGCUGUGAUAACUGCACUCUCGAGUUCAUCGAUACCCUUUGGCCAGACAUCAAUGCUUGGAACAUGUUUAAGAUUCUCUUCAAAUGGAGUUACAAAUCAACAAAGUAUUUUGAAAAGGAAGAAAUCAAGCAAUCCAAGCGUGCCGAUGUCAUCAAGUCCCUCUCUGGCUCACGCAAGCUUAAUCUCCCUAAACAAUACAUGGCCGAUGCUUUCAACCCCACGUCUUUGCCUACCAAAGUGUUCAAGGGUGGUCCUGCAGCCGCUUCCACCCCUACCGGGUCUUCCAAGAGUAAAGUUCCUCCCAAGGUAUCUGUUACUGAAGUUGCGCGCAACGACGUGCUACUUGCCAAUGCCUGA